This is a messenger RNA of Knipowitschia caucasica, 2064 nucleotides long. NCBI's taxonomy places the organism in Eukaryota, Metazoa, Chordata, Actinopteri, Gobiiformes, Gobiidae. The record is from the annotation of a GenBank genome assembly.
AUGGCGCCCACUCAGCCCAGUGUCCGCUCUGAGGUCUUCAAACCGUGCGUUGAGGAUAAAGACCUGGCGUUCUGUCUGAACGAAGGAGAGUGCUCCAUCAUCCAGACCGUGGCCGGGACAGAGGAGGUGCAGACAGAGGAGGUGCUGUCAGAGGAGGUGCUGUCAGAGGAGGUGCAGACAGAGGAGGUGCUGUCAGAGGAGGUGCUGUCAGAGGAGGUGCAGACAGAGGAGGUGCAGACAGAGGAGGUGCAGACAAAGAAGGUGCAGACAGAGGAGGUGCAGUCAGAGGAGGUUCUGUCACAGCAGGUGCAGACAGAGGAGGUGCAGACAGAGGAGGUGCUGUCAGAGGAGGUGCAGACAGAGGAGGUGCAGACAGAGGAGGUGCUGUCAGUGGAGGUGCUGUCAGAGGAGGUGCUGUCAGAGGAGGUGCUGUCAGAGGAGGUGCAGACAGAGGAGGUUCUGUCAGAGGAGGUGCUGUCAGUGGAGGUGCUGUCAGUGGAGGUGCUGUCAGAGGAGGUGCUGUCAGAGGAGGUGGUGUCAGAGGAGGUGCUGACAGAGGAGGUGCACACAGAGGAGGUGCUGUCAGAGGAGGUGCUGUCAGAGGAGGUGCUGUCAGAGGAGGUGCAGACAGAGGAGGUGCAGACAGAGGAGGUUCUGUCACAGCAGGUGCAGACAGAGGAGGUGCAGACAGAGGAGGUGCUGUCAGAGGAGGUGCUGUCAGAGGAGGUGCAGACAGAGGAGGUGCAGACAGAGGAGGUGCUGUCAGAGGAGGUGCAGACAGAGGAGGUGCAGACAGAGGAGGUGCAGACAGAGGAGGUAUUGUCAGUGGAGGUGCUGUCAGUGGAGGUGCUGUCAGAGGAGGUGCUGUCAGAGGAGGUGCAGACAGAGGAGGUUCUGUCAGAGGAGGUGCUGUCAGUGGAGGUGCUGUCAGAGGAGGUGCUGUCAGAGGAGGUGCUGUCAGUGGAGGUGCUGUCAGAGGAGGUGCAGACAGAGGAGGUGCAGACAGAGGAGGUGCACACAGAGGAGGUGCACACAGAGGAGGUGCUGUCAGAGGAGGUGCAGACAGAGGAGGUGCUGUCAGAGGAGGUGCUGUCAGAGGAGGUGCAGACAGAGGAGGUGCAGACAGAGGAGGUGCACACAGAGGAGGUGCAGACAGAGGAGGUGCAGACAGAGGAGGUGCACACAGAGGAGGUGCUGUCAGAGGAGGUGCUGUCAGAGGAGGUGCUGUCAGAGGAGGUGCAGACAGAGGAGGUGCAGACAGAGGAGGUGCUGUCAGUGGAGGUGCUGUCAGAGGAGGUGCUGUCAGAGGAGGUGCAGACAGAGGAGGUGCAGACAGAGGAGGUUCUGUCAGAGGAGGUGCUGUCAGUGGAGGUGCUGUCAGAGGAGGUGCUGUCAGUGGAGGUGCUGUCAGAGGAGGUGCUGUCAGAGGAGGUGCAGACAGAGGAGGUGCAGACAGAGGAGGUGCUGUCAGAGGAGGUGCUGUCAGAGGAGGUGCAGACAGAGGAGGUGCUGUCAGAGGAGGUGCAGACAGAGGAGGUGCUGUCAGUGGAGGUGCUGUCAGAGGAGGUGCAGACAGAGGAGUUAAAAAAGACCAGGCUCUGUGUGGACCAGGCUCUGUGUGGACCAGGCUCUGUGUGGACCAGGCUCUGUGUGGACCAGGCUCUGUGUGGACCAGGCUCUGUGUGGACCAGGCUCUGUGUGGACCAGGCUCUGUGUGGACCAGGCUCUCUGUGGACCAGGCUCUGUGUGGACCAGGCUCUGUGUGGACCAGGCUCUGUGUGGACCAGGCUCUGUGUGGACCAGGCUCUGUGUGGACCAGGCUCUGUGUGGACCAGGCUCUGUGUGGACCAGGCUCUGUGUGGACCAGGCUCUCUGUGGACCAGGCUCUGUGUGGACCAGGCUCUGUGUGGACCAGGCUCUGUGUGGACCAGGCUCUCUGUGGACCAGGCUCUGUGUGGACCAGGCUCUGUGUGGACCAGGCUCUCUGUGGACCAGGCUCUGUGUGGACCAGGCUCUGUGUGGACCAGGCUCUGUGUGGACCAGGGCUGUGUGGACCAGGGCUGA